Messenger RNA from Danio aesculapii, 6960 nucleotides. It is a transcript of the gene myh9a, whose product is annotated as myosin, heavy chain 9a, non-muscle. NCBI's taxonomy places the organism in Eukaryota, Metazoa, Chordata, Actinopteri, Cypriniformes, Danionidae. Gene Ontology annotation, cellular component: myosin complex. The transcript has 41 exons. Gene Ontology annotation, molecular function: ATP binding; cytoskeletal motor activity; actin filament binding. The record is from RefSeq and is a predicted model, not a curated record. The coding region runs from base 172 to 6057 and encodes 1961 amino acids.
UGCUGAGAGAAGUGAGAGGAAACUAGAGAGCAGAACGCCGAUGUUAAAGCAAGGAAGUAGCACAAACUCAAGAGCCUGUCGGACAGUUCGGUAGCAUUCGGGUCAUUCUUCGCGAAAGGUUGAAGAUUUGAGGAAAGUUCUCAACGAACGGCGCCGGGGAAAACAGCUAAAAUGUCAGACGCAGAGAAGUUCCUCUAUGCCGACCGCAACACUAUCAACGACCCUUUGGCUCAGGCAGACUGGGCCACUAAGAAGCUGGUGUGGGUUCCUUCAGAGAAGCUGGGUUUUGAGGCUGGAUCCAUCAAAGAGGAGACUGGAGAUGAGUGUCUCGUGGAACUGGCUGACUCUGGCAAGAAGAUCAAGGUGAACAAGGACGACAUCCAGAAGAUGAACCCACCCAAAUUCAGCAAGGUGGAGGAUAUGGCCGAACUCACCUGCCUGAAUGAAGCAUCUGUUCUGCACAAUCUGAGGGAACGAUACUACUCAGGACUCAUCUAUACAUAUUCUGGGCUCUUCUGUGUGGUAAUAAACCCAUACAAGUAUCUGCCAAUUUACACAGAGGAGAUCGUGGAGAUGUACAAAGGCAAAAAGAGGCACGAGAUGCCCCCUCAUAUCUACGCCAUCACAGACACAGCCUACAGAAGCAUGAUGCAGGAUCGUGAGGAUCAGUCCAUAUUGUGCACGGGUGAAUCUGGUGCUGGAAAAACCGAAAACACCAAAAAAGUCAUUCAGUACCUCGCUUAUGUUGCAUCAUCCUUCAAAACAAAGAAAGAUCAAAGCAGUAUCGCCCUGUCACAUGGUGAGUUGGAGAAACAGUUACUCCAGGCUAACCCAAUUCUGGAGGCCUUCGGCAAUGCCAAGACUGUGAAGAAUGAUAAUUCAUCUCGAUUUGGAAAGUUUAUCAGGAUAAACUUCGAUGUCAAUGGUUACAUCGUUGGAGCCAAUAUUGAAACCUAUCUCUUGGAGAAGUCUCGUGCGAUCAGGCAGGCUAAAGAUGAGCGGGCUUUCCAUAUUUUCUAUUACUUGCUAACAGGAGCAGGAGACAAAUUGCGCUCUGAGCUGUGCCUAGAGGACUACAAUAAGUACCGUUUCCUGUCAAAUGGAAAUGUAACUAUCCCAGGACAACAGGAUAGAGAACUGUUUGCCGAAACCAUAGAUGCCUUCAGGAUUAUGGGCAUUCCGGAGGAUGAGCAGACAGGACUUUUGAAGGUGGUGUCUGCUGUACUACAGCUGGGAAACAUGAGUUUUAAAAAGGAACGCAACUCUGACCAAGCCUCCAUGCCCGAUGACACAGCUGCCCAGAAGGUGUCCCACCUCUUGGGCAUGAAUGUGACUGAUUUCACCCGUGCCAUUCUCUCGCCACGCAUCAAAGUGGGUCGUGAUUUUGUUCAGAAGGCUCAGACUCAAGAACAAGCUGAGUUUGCGGUGGAGGCCUUGGCCAAAGCCACAUACGAGAGACUGUUUCGCUGGUUGGUUAUGCGCAUCAACAAAGCUUUAGAUAAAACCAAGCGUCAGGGAGCUUCUUUCAUCGGAAUCCUGGACAUCGCUGGGUUUGAGAUCUUUGAGCUGAACUCAUUCGAGCAGCUCUGCAUCAACUACACCAAUGAGAAGCUCCAGCAGCUCUUCAACCACACCAUGUUCAUCCUGGAGCAGGAGGAGUAUCAGCGGGAAGGCAUCGAAUGGAGCUUCAUCGACUUCGGCCUCGACCUGCAGCCCUGCAUUGAACUCAUCGAGAAGCCUAAUGGUCCACCAGGAAUCUUGGCUCUGUUGGAUGAGGAGUGCUGGUUCCCCAAAGCCACAGAUAAAUCCUUUGUGGAGAAAGUGGUGCAAGAAUUGGGCAACAACCCCAAAUUCCAAAAACCCAAGAAACUCAAAGAUGAUGCUGACUUCUGUAUCAUUCACUAUGCUGGAAAAGUCGAUUACAAGGCAAAUGAAUGGCUAAUGAAGAACAUGGAUCCUCUGAAUGACAAUGUGGCCACUCUGCUCAACCAGUCUGUGGACAAGUUUGUGUCUGAGCUCUGGAAAGAUGUGGACAGAAUUGUGGGAUUGGACAAAGUUGCUGGAAUGGCUGAAUCCCUGCAUGGAGCAGUCAAAACUCGUAAGGGAAUGUUCCGUACCGUUGGACAACUGUACAAAGAGCAGCUGACGAAUCUGAUGACCACCCUCAGAAAUACCAACCCAAACUUUGUCCGAUGCAUAAUCCCCAACCAUGAGAAAAAGGCUGGUAAAUUGGCACAUCACCUGGUUCUAGACCAGCUAAGGUGUAAUGGAGUUCUAGAAGGAAUUCGGAUCUGUAGACAAGGGUUCCCCAACCGUAUUGUCUUCCAGGAGUUCAGACAAAGAUAUGAGAUCCUCACUCCAAAUGCCAUUCCCAAGGGCUUUAUGGAUGGGAAGCAGGCCUGUGUCCUCAUGGUCAAGGCCCUGGAGCUAGAUUCAAACUUGUACCGUAUCGGUCAGAGUAAAGUGUUCUUCAGGGCUGGAGUUCUUGCCCACCUGGAGGAGGAGCGAGAUAUGAAGAUCACCGACGUCAUCAUCAACUUCCAGGCCUGGUGUAGAGGCUACGUUGCUAGGAGAGCCUUUGCCAAGAGGCAGCAGCAGCUGACAGCCAUGAGGGUGAUUCAGAGGAACUGUGCAGCCUACUUGAAACUAAGGAAUUGGCAGUGGUGGAGACUCUUCACCAAGGUGAAGCCUUUGCUGCAAGUGACCAGACAGGAAGAGGAAAUGGUUGCUAAGGAGGAAGAGUUGGUCAAGAUGAAGGAGAGGCAGCAGCAGGCUGAAGACCAGCUCAAAGAGUCUGAGGCCAAACAAAAGCAGUUAAAUGCAGAAAAGAUGGCGCUACAGGAGCAGUUGCAAGCUGAGACUGAGCUAUGUCAAGAGGCUGAAGAGAUGAGGUCACGUCUUACUGGACGCAUGCAGGAGAUGGAAGAAGUCCUGCAUGAACUGGAGUCCCGUUUGGAGGAAGAGGAGGAGAGAGUCGCACAGUUUCAGUCCGAGAAAAAGAAAAUGCAACAAAACAUUGGGGAUCUGGAGCAGCAACUAGAUGAGGAGGAAGCUGCCAGACAGAAGUUGCAGUUGGAGAAGGUCACAAUGGAUGCAAAGCUGAAGAAGAUCGAGGAGGACCUUAUGGUCAUUGAGGACCAAAACGCCAAACUUUCCAAGGAGAAAAAGCAGAUGGAGGAGAGAAUCUCUGAGUUCACCACUAACCUGGCUGAAGAGGAGGAGAAAUCAAAGAGUCUGCAGAAACUGAAGACCAAACAUGAAACCAUGAUUACUGACCUGGAGGAUCGUUUAAGAAAGGAAGAGAAAAUGAGGCAGGAGUUGGAGAAGAACAGGAGGAAGUUGGAGGGUGACUCUACAGAGCUGCAUGAUCAGAUCGCAGAGCUGCAGGCUCAGAUUGCAGAGCUCCGGGCCCAGCUGGCCAAGAAAGAGGAAGAGCUUCAGGCUGCAUUAGCAAGGAUUGAGGAAGAAGCCGCACUGAAGAACGCUGCCCAGAAGAGCAUUCGCGAAAUGGAGGCUCAGAUCUCAGAGUUGCAGGAAGAUCUGGAGCUGGAGAAAGCUGCUCGCAACAAAGCCGAGAAACAACGCAGAGACUUGGGAGAAGAGCUGGAGGCGCUGAAGACAGAACUGGAGGACACGCUGGACUCUACAGCUGCUCAGCAAGAGCUCAGGGCAAAGAGAGAGACUGAAGUGACUCAGCUGAAGAAGACUCUGGAAGAUGAGGCUCGAUCACAUGAGCAGAUGCUCAGUGAAGUGCGACAGAAACACAACCAGGCCUUUGAAGAGCUCAAUGAACAACUCGAGCAGUCCAAGAGGAGUAAAGCAUCUGUGGACAAAGCUAAACAGGCUCUGGAGAGUGAGCGCAAUGAGCUUCAGAUUGAACUCAAGUCAUUGUCGCAAAGUAAAAACGAUUCUGAGAACCGCAGGAAGAAAGCAGAGUCUCAGCUGCAGGAGCUCCAGGUCAAACACGGCGAGAGCGAGAGACAGAAACACGAACUGAUUGAUAAAGUGUCAAAAAUGCAGGCGGAGCUUGAAUCUCUUCAAGGCACAGUGACUAAGGUGGAGAGCAAAUCCAUCAAAGCUGCGAAAGACUGUUCUGCUGUUGAAUCCCAGCUCAAAGACGCACAGGCGUUGCUAGAGGAAGAGACCAGGCAGAAGCUGGCCAUCUCCACUCGUCUUCGGCAACUGGAGGAUGAACAGAACAACCUGAAAGAGAUGCUGGAGGAGGAAGAGGAGAGCAAGAAAAAUGUUGAAAAGCAGCUGCACACCGCUCAAGCUCAGUUGGCGGAGAUGAAGAAAAAGAUUGAGCAAGAGGCACAGAGCCUGGAGAGCAUGGAGGACGGGAAGAAGAAAUUGCAAAGGGAGGUGGAAAGCAUCCUGCAGCAGUUGGAGGAGAGAAAUUCCAGCUAUGAUAAACUGGAUAAGACCAAGACACGUCUGCAGCGGGAGCUUGAUGAUGUCCUGGUUGACCAGGGUCACCUCCGGCAGAUCGUGCAGGAGCUCGAACGCAAACAGAAGAAGUUUGACCAGAUGCUAGCAGAUGAGAAGGGCAUCUCCACAAAGUACGCUGAGGAGAGGGAUCGUGCUGAAGCAGAGGCCCGUGAGAAAGAGACCAAAUCCCUGACUCUGGCCCGAGAGCUGGAGGCCAUGACUGACCUGAAGAAUGAACUGGAGCGGGUCAACAAGCAGCUCAAAACAGAGAUGGAGGACCUGGUGUCAUCUAAGGAUGAUGCUGGCAAGAGUGUGCACGAGCUUGAGCGAGCCAAGAGAGGAAUGGAGCAGCAGUUAGAAGAGAUGAAGACUCAACUGGAGGAGCUGGAGGAUGAACUGCAGCUCACAGAAGAUGCCAAACUGCGCCUGGAGGUUAACAUGCAGGCCCUGAAGGCUCAGUUCGAGAGAGACCUGCAGAGCAGAGAUGAGCAGGGUGAGGAAAAGCGAAAGCAGCUCGUCAAACAGGUGCGUGAGAUGGAGAUGGAGCUGGAGGAUGAGAGGAAACAGCGGGCUCAGGCUGUAUCUGUGCGCAAGAAGCUGGAGCUUGAUCUGUCGGAGCUGGCUGCUCAGAUUGAUUUGGCCAACAAGGCUCGAGAUGAGGCCCUCAAACAGCUCAAGAAACUGCAGGCUCAGAUGAAAGAACAGAUGAGAGAGUUUGAGGAUCUUCGUCUGUCCAGAGACGAGUCUCUCAACCAGGCCAAAGAAAACGAGCGCAAGAUCAAGAGCAUGGAAGCCGAGAUCAUGCAGCUACACGAGGAUCUGGCUGCUGCUGACAGAGCAAAAAGACAAAUCCAGCAAGAGCGAGAUGAGUUACAGGAUGAGAUCAAUAGCCAGAAUGCCAAGAACUCACUGAGCAGCGACGAGAGGAGGAGACUGGAGGCACGUAUUGCUCAGCUUGAGGAGGAACUCGAGGAAGAACAUCUCAGUGUGGAGCUGGUCAAUGAUCGACUGAAGAAAGCCUCACUCCAGGCUGAGCAGGUGACCGUGGAGCUGACUGCAGAGCGUAGUAAUAGUCAGCGCCUGGAGGGUCUGCGCUCUCAGCUGGACCGCCAGAACAAGGACAUGAAGCAGAAACUACAGGAGCUGGAAGGAGCUGUGAAGAGCAAGUACAAGUCCACCAUUACUGCGCUGGAGACCAAGAUUCAGCAGCUCGAAGAACAGAUGGAUAGUGAGAUGAAGGAGAGACAGCAGUCCACUAAACAGGCGCGGCGUGUAGAGAAGAAACUCAAAGAAGUGUUACUGCAGGUGGAGGAUGAGAGGCGCAAUGCUGACCAAUUCAAAAAUGAGACUGAGAAGGCGAACACUCGUCUGAAGCAGCUGAAAAGGCAGCUGGAGGAGACUGAGGAGGAAGCGGCUCGAGCAAACGCCUCCCGCAGGAAACUGCAGAGAGAGCUGGACGACGCCACUGAGUCUGCUAAUGCCAUGAACCGGGAGGUCAGCACCCUCAAGAACAAACUCAGGCGUGGAGAUUUCACUGUUAAUGUGCGUCGAGCCGUUGGACGCCCUGGUGUGGAAAGUGAUGAUGAGAACGAUCUGAAAAGUGAGGGGUCUGAGCCAACUCCUGAGUAGACUUCAGUGCCCUUGAGUAUACCAGAUGAGGACCUGCUAUCAGCCAUCUUGCUCAUCUUAUGCUUCAAAGGCAACUGUAUAGUUAAUGGGGUUUCCCCUGCAAUGUUUUAAAGUCUAAUAUGAGCCAAACUAUUAAUUGGUUGGGAAAUUUGUUCAUCUUGCCACUUGCCAAGAAUUAUCUUUGCAAUGAUGCUGAAAUGUUUCAUUCGGCCUGUUCUGUCCUUACCCUGUUGACAGCUGCCUUACAAUGCAUUCAAUAAAUAUUGGCUAUUUAUAUUUUACAUGAGACAAAGUAUUUAUACAUUUUCCAAAUAAAUUUUUAUAAUGGUAUAAUAAUAUAAUGGACUUUCCUUUUUUGAAAUAUUACAUAAUCUAGGAUUUGCAGAAAUAUCAACCAUCAGCCAAAGAGAGAUUUAUCUUGCAGCCGUUUUGUUUCAAGAGCACUUCAGCACCAAUAAGCCUUUUCCUGAUAGUUUCACUGCACUUUUCCACCUGUUUUAAACGUGAUUUUGGACCGUUUGCCUUAAUUUCAUUAAAGGUAUUGUUAAUGAUUGGAGUUCUCACUCAGGACUUGUGUACUUCAAACUGUUUUUAAUCCAUUCAUGAUGUUUAGAAGUUCACACUUUAGGUGGUGGGUUGUAGUUUUUACAUUUAUACUCAAGUGUUAUUGUUGGUUCUUUUCUAUGUAUUUACAUACGCGCUGCUUUAUCUCAAUAGUAUUUGCUGCAUGAUACGCAAUUCUUCUGUAUAACGCUUUACUUGGAGAGAAGAAAUCAUGAUAUGCCUAUAAAUUGUCAAACUUUGUGCAUUGGUAGUGGAAUUACUGUAUUUGGAACAAUUAAAAAAUGUAUCCGUCUCACUUUACAUGUUCCAUUGCAUCUGAAUAAAGCUUUGUCUUUUGUA